Messenger RNA from Ahaetulla prasina, 7756 nucleotides. It is a transcript of the gene SLC9A1, whose product is annotated as solute carrier family 9 member A1. Gene Ontology annotation, molecular function: sodium:proton antiporter activity. Gene Ontology annotation, cellular component: membrane. The transcript has 11 exons. Gene Ontology annotation, biological process: proton transmembrane transport; sodium ion transport; regulation of pH. NCBI's taxonomy places the organism in Eukaryota, Metazoa, Chordata, Lepidosauria, Squamata, Colubridae. Bases 1148 to 3394 code for a protein of 748 amino acids. The record is from RefSeq and is a predicted model, not a curated record.
GAGGGAGGCGCGGCGUCGGCGCCCUCCUCUCCUCCUUCCCCUCCUCUCCCUCCGCUUCUCCCCGCGGUGUCCUUGUCUCGGCAUAGACCGGACUAAGGCAGCAGGCGGGAGAGAGAAAGACACACACACACACGCAGUGUCCUCCGGCCGCGCUUUGGUUAUUAUUAUUAUUAUUUAUUAUUAUUUAUUCGAUUUUUAUACCGCCCUUCUCCCGAAGGACUCAGGGCGGUGUACAGCCAAAUGUGAGCCCCAGGAGGGGAGGAGCAGCCGGGCCGGGCGGAGCUGCCCCGCUGCAGCGCACGAGGAUCCGGAACAAGCUCAGCUUCCUUCUCCCCAGCUCUUGGGAAGCCCAAGCCCUCCGUGCCUGCCGCCGCCGCCGCCUCGUUUUGGCCUGCCGGCUGGCUCGCUCCCUGGCUUCUGAAGCCACCCCACCCGCGGGGCGUCUUCACUCGCAGCCGGCCUGAAAAGGCUGCCGGUUUGCCUGCUUUUUUUUUUUGCGUCUCUGCCGCCCGCUUUGCCUGUCCGGUUGCUCGCUUCGUCCAACCUGCCCUUUCCCCCACUCCCCCACCCACCCACCCAGCCGCCGCCGCUGCUGCUGCCUCCUUCUCCUGCCCGGCUAUCCUUCUUCUGCUUCUGCUGUGGUGGUAGGGAUCGCUCCUGGUCCCAGCCGGCCGCUCCGAACUACCCCGCUCAGCCGUCCUUGGAGGUGAAGGGAGGCGCGUGUCCCAAGUUCAAGCCCGCUCGCUUGGAAAGCGGAUUUCAGGCACAGCGACUGGACGAUCGGCUGGCGGAGCAGACCGGGUCUGAACCCUCCUCUCCUCGCCUCCCUCCCUUCCUUCCCUCCCUCGCCCUGCAGAGACGGUCCCGGGGAAGGGAAGGCGCAGCCGGGCGCCCCCGUCCUAAGCUGGCCCUUUCCUAACGAUGAGCGCUUCUUCCCCUGAGCGAGCGCCGCUUCGGGGGGAUUUCUCCGCGCUCCUUUCCGUCGGUGGCAUUCGCUGAUUCCGCAGACCCUUCCGCCUCCUCCUCCUCCUCCUCCUCCAAUGAAGCCUUGACUCGCCGGGCAGGGUCGUCGGAAAUCCACACGCCCCCUUCUCUCUCUCUCUUAUCCGCCACCCGCUUUCCCGAAGGAAAACGUCGAGGAGCGACCAUGCCGGCGCGAUGCCCCGAGAGGCCCCGCUGCUCCUUCCGCGCUUUGCCUUUCCUCUUUGGCGCAGCUGCCCUGCUGGGGUUGCUACCGGUGCUUCAGAGCUCCGGCUCGGAUGCUCCCAUGGAGAUCACGUCGCAGCCCAGCUUGGUGACCGAGGGCAUCACCGCCUCUCCGCCGGUUCCCGCCGAGAGCCCCCCCGACGCCGAACACCCCAAGAACGUUUCCACCAACGGGCACGGCAAGCAUCGGAAACUUUUCCCCGUCCUGGCCCUUCAGUACGACGAGGUCCACGUGCCCUUUGAGAUUACGCUCUGGAUCCUGCUGGCCUGCCUGAUGAAACUAGGAUUCCAUGUGAUUCCGACCCUUUCCAGCAUAGUUCCUGAGAGCUGCUUACUCAUUGUCGUAGGACUGCUGGUUGGUGCGCUCAUUAAAGCCGUGGGGGAAAACCCUCCAGUCCUGAAUUCCAAAGUCUUCUUCCUCUUCCUUCUCCCACCCAUCAUCCUGGACGCUGGUUACUUCUUGCCCUUGCGCCAAUUCACUGAGAACGUGGGCACCAUCUUGAUUUUCGCGGUGAUUGGGACAUUAUGGAAUGCUUUCUUCGUAGGCUCUCUGAUGUAUGCCGUGUGCCGGAUAGGUGGCCCUCUUUUAUCAGACAUUGGUCUCUUGGACAACCUGCUCUUUGGCAGCAUCAUCUCCGCGGUGGAUCCUGUGGCUGUGCUGGCUGUAUUCGAGGAGAUUCACAUCAAUGAACUUUUGCACAUCUUGGUGUUUGGCGAGUCGUUGCUGAAUGACGCCGUUACUGUGGUAAGUAGAGCGCAGCUUUCACAGAGCUGGCUCUGUCCUGGAAUAAAGGAAGAUUUUGUGGAUUUGGGGCUGAUUGCUGCCGGGGUGGUAAUGCGCCCUUACGUGGAGGCCAAUAUCUCCCACAAGUCCCACACAACCAUCAAAUAUUUCCUGAAGAUGUGGAGCAGCGUCAGUGAGACCCUCAUCUUCAUCUUUCUUGGUGUCUCCACCGUGGCCGGGAAGCACCACUGGAACUGGGCCUUCGUCAUUUGCACCUUGAUUUUCUGCUUGAUAGCCAGGGUUUUAGGUGUGCUGGGGUUGACGUGGUUCAUCAACAAAUUUCGCAUUGUAAAGUUGAGCCCGAAGGAUCAGUUCAUCAUUGCCUACGGUGGCCUGCGAGGGGCCAUCGCCUUCUCUCUCGGCUACCUUCUGGAACAUAAGCAUUUCCCGAUGCGAGACAUGUUUCUCACAGCGAUCAUCACAGUCAUAUUCUUCACGGUCUUUGUGCAGGGGAUGACCAUCCGCCCUCUGGUAGAUCUUCUGGCGGUGAAAAAAAAGCAGGAGACCAAGAGGUCCAUUAAUGAGGAAAUUCACACUCAGUUUCUGGAUCACCUCUUGACGGGAAUUGAGGAUAUAUGCGGCCACUAUGGACAUCACCACUGGAAGGACAAGCUAAACCGUUUCAAUAAGAAAUAUGUGAAGAAGUGCCUGAUUGCUGGGGAAAGAUCCAAAGAGCCCCAGCUGAUUGCCUUCUAUCAUAAGAUGGAGAUGAAGCAAGCAAUUGAGCUGGUGGAAAGUGGAGGGAUGGGCAAGAUCCCCUCGGCCGUCUCCACCGUUUCGAUGCAGAAUAUCAAUCCGAAAACCUUGCCGAUAGAACGCAUUUUGCCAGCUCUGUCCAAGGACAAAGAGGAGGAGAUUCGAAAGAUCCUGCGCAACAACUUGCAAAAAACCAGGCAGAGGUUGCGGUCAUAUAACCGACACACCUUGGUAGCAGAUCCUUAUGAAGAAGCCUGGAACCAGAUGUUGCUGAGAAGACAGAAAGCUCGGCAGCUGGAACAGAAGAUGAACAACUACCUGACGGUGCCAACACAUAAAAUAGAUUCACCAACCAUGUCAAGGGCACGCAUUGGUUCAGACCCUCUGGCUUAUGACCCGAAGCCGGAUUCUGAGAACGUCCCCAUCAUAACCAUUGACCCAGCGUCCCCCCAGUCCCCGGAGUCGGUUGACUUGGUGAACGAGACCCUGAAAGGGAUGAACCACCUUCCACCCUCCCCGGAGGAAGAUGAAGAUGAGGAGGGUCUGAUCAUGAAAGUCAAAGAGCCAUCUUCUCCAGGCACAGAUGACGUCUUUACUCCUGGGACAGGCGACAGUCCCAGCAACCAACGGAUUAUGAGAUGCUUGAGCGAUCCAGGGCCCCGGCCAGAUCCUGAAGAGGGGGAGCCCUUUAUCCCCAAAGGGCAGUGAGCCCCCAUAUGCACUACUAGACCUAACCUGUAGGGGAGGCUCUUGCACUCCUGUGCAAAUUACACACAACCAGUUAUGCUGAUCUCUAUUUCUUUGUGUCUUUCUCUUCUCUGUUUCUUUCUCUUCAGUGCGGGAGCUUUGCUUAGAAGGCAGCAGAGAGCAUCUAAACGGAACAUAUUUUGUGACCGGAGGCAAUAGAUCUAGAAUUAACCCAGAUUCCAUAUCCAAAGUUGGGAACGCCAAUCGUUCUAUCCGGAGAUUAUCUCCUCCUGGAUAGUAGCAUGCUCUGACUCACCGUUGCCUUUUCUCUACUGGCAACUGCACCUUCUCGUUUCCUUCAGAGAAACAUCUGUGCUAUAAUUCCCUCCUCCCAGUUUUGAGACGCAUCCGAAGAGCUGAGGACCUUUGGGUGCUCAAAUAUAUCAGAUGGCUGCUGCAGGGAUAUCCUGCGUAGGUAUUGGAUGAUCAUAGGCACAGGUUUCUAAGAUUUCAAUAAAAAAUAAAAAUAAAAUCUGAGGCACUGGUUGACAGAGUUUCCAUCCUCAGCUGUAACGCCAUGUUUCCUCUUUAUCUUUCCUUCUAAGCAGUAGAGUUUAUGAGUUAAAUUUUGUGGGCUUCUUUUUAGAUCCCAUAAGCCUAUAGAUAACUGUUCUAAAUUCUUGGCGUUCCAAAUCUAGCAUCACAGGUUUUGCCUUAUUUUAUGCUUGUAAUGGUAUUUCCCUCCCCCCCACCCCCGUUUAAUUUGAUACAAAUGAGCAGGUUAACCGUCAUUCUGUCGAUCAGGAAGGUCGGUAGUUCGGCGGUUCAAAUCCCUAGUAUAGGUCUCCUGCAUGAGCAGGGGGUUGGAGUAGAUCAGGGGUCUCCAACCUUGGCCACUUUAAGACUUGUGGACUUCAACUCCCAGAGUUCCUCAGCCAGCUUUGCUCUGCUGGCUUUGCUGAGCUUUGCUGGCUGAGGAAUUCUGGGAGUUGAAGUCCACAAGUCUUAAAUUGGCCAAGGUUGGAGACCCCUGGACUAGAUGACCUCCAAGGUCCCUUCCGACUCUGUUACUGUCAACCAAAGAUUGCUCUUGCACCCAUUUUUUGAAUCUAUGGCUAAGGAGGCAUGGGCACGUGAUGUCCAGCUCUCUGUUUAGCUGAUCGGGUCACUGGCCAUCCAAACGAGAAGCUGAGGAAGGGUCUGCAAAUGGCUUGGGCCACUCUUCUCCCAGGGAGUUGCAUAGCAUUUGCAGUCCAGCACAUCUGGAAAGCGCCAGGAUGAAGAGCCCUCCUAUGUGUGUCCUCUUGGCAGACUCACUCCUCGUUGUCCUCGACUGAAGCUGGGCGAUUUCAGUUAAAACGGGUGUCCACACAGCCCACGUCCACUCCAAAGGCAUGUUUUGACCAAAGAUGACUAUGUGGCUGUACAUAGAAGAUUGCUUUAUUUUUUUUAUUUUUUUAGUUUUUAACAAUAGAGUAUAAUUCUUUCUUGAAGAGAUUCUUAAUUCCGUGAAAGACACUAGGAUGUCAGUGAGGAACUAUCCUACUACCCUAUAUCUGGGGACCAUGCUACUAUGCUUAUGACACAGGUUCCCUCUCUCUCUCUUUUGUCUGAAAAGCUUCAAUUUUUCCCUGCCUGUAAGUUGAGAGCGUGAAACAAUAUUAGGGGACUGGUGUCGGCCUUACCAUCUAGCAAUAUCUGGUGUAGAGAAGACGAGAUGCUACCUAGCCUUCUCUCCUUUUAUCAAUAUCUAUCUUCAGUCAGAAUAAUUCUUGUCUUUUCUUCCCCAUCCUUCUCUUUUCUGGUCCUUGGUGCUACCUGGGUUUAUUCUGUUCUCCAUCCAGUCUUCAUUCUCCAUCAUUCAUACUAUGUUUUAAUUCCACAACGGGCAUCUUUUUUCUAGAACAGGGGUCUCCAACCUUGGUCCCUUUAAGACUUGUGGACUUCAACUCCCAGAGUCACUCAGCCAGCAAAACUGGUUGAGGAACUCUGGGAGUUGAAGUCCACAAGUCUUAAAGGGACCAAGGUUGGAGACCCCUGUUCUAGAAGGUGGCCUUCUAAUCAAUAAAAGGCCAUCCUUGACUUAACAACUAUCAUAAGUUGAGUUCUAAUCAGAAUAGCGCCGGAAGGGACCUUGGAGGUCUACUAGUCCAACCCCUCUGCUUAAGUGGGAGACCCUGCACCAUUUUAGACAAGUGGGCUGUCCAGUCUCUUUCCUUAUCAUUUCUGUCUCCAUCUGGGGUUCUGAGACUUCAGCCUCGGUCUUGUCCUCCCCCUUCCUCCGAAAUCAUGUUCGAAUUGUGCCAUGGUUAUUCCAGAGUCAGGGAUCAAUACAUUGUAUGUAAUAGCAAGGCACAGUUUCCUGGAAAUGGCAGGAAUCGUGUUUUUAUAUCAGGGGUCUGGGCUGCUACAAACAGAUGAAGUGGCUUGCAGAGCAAGUGGCUUCUUUUGAAUCCUUUGCAAUGAGGAGGAGGAUGGAGGAGAAGACAAAUGCUUGUUCCUGCUUCGUUCCUGUUUUGUUUUAGUCUAAAAACCAUAAAAUUUGAACAAGACUGUAAUCGGACCGGGCCCUACCACUUUCAGAUCGCAGGGGGGGGGAGGGAAAUGUCGACACGAUAGAACGCUUCCUUGCAUAGAGAAUAAAAGUUCUGCAUGUAGAAAACCCCUACGUUGGGGAAGAAGGUUCUUCUGGCCUUGCUUUCUUCCAAUGACAUGCAAGACGUUUUAAUUGUAUGGAAAAGCAUUGAAAAAUGCCCCUUUCCAGAAUCAACCAACUUGAUUAUGGUCCACAAUGACCUUGACUAUUAUCUGCCACUUCUUGGUGGCGGCCCUUAGCCAAAGAUAACCUUCCUUGUUCAGGGUUUUACAUAGUCCCUGUUGCUUAGACCAGAAGAAAUAGAGAGUAGGGAAGUCCAAAAAAGAGGCAGAUUGUAACAUCUAUUUCUGCUUUCUCCAACAUGGCGCUCACCAGAUGUUUCAGCCUCGGCUCAUGCUCUCUGUGACAAAAUACAGACGAGAGGAGUGGUCCAAAACAUCUGGAGGCCUCUAGGAUUGGGGAGUAUUGCAGUUUCUACUAUAUGAGCCGUGGUGGCGCAGUGGUUAGAGUGCAGUACUGCAGGCUACUUCUGCUGCCUGCUGGCUGCCUGCAAUUUGGCAGUUCAAAUCCCACCAGGCUCAAGGUUGACUCAGCCUUCCAUCCUUCCAAGGUGGGUAAAAUGAGGACCCAGAUUGUUGGGGGGGCGGGCAAUAGGCUGAUUCUGUAAACCGCUUAGAGGUAUAUAUAUGUCGAGCACUAUUGCUAUUGCUGUCUCUGGAUAGGGAGGUGUAGCACAGCUCUUUGCAAAGGGAGCAGGACCCCAAUCCUCUUCAGUACAAGGCAGGGAUCUGCAAACCUGGCUCUUUUAAGACUUGUGGACUUCAACUCCCAGAGUCCCUCAGCCUGGCUGAGGAACUCUGGGAGUUGAAAUCCACAAGUCUUAAAAGAGCCAAGUUUGCAGAUGCCUGGUAUAGGGCUAUCGUCCCAUCGUGCUUUUAUCUCUCUGUCCAGUUAUUCCAAAGCGAGACAAAUCGCCUGCUGAUUUGUUUGCAAAGAGUGUGUAAACAUUGAAACUUCUGGUGAGGGAGGGGGACGUAUAAGAAGACAGGGCAUCUUUGGUAUCCGCUCUCCGCGGCAGAUACCAACUCUGGUUUAUUCUCCAGUCUGACCGAAAGCUUUUUUUCCCAAGGAUCGUACCCUGUUACAGAGCCAUGCUAGUGCCUGCUGAUUUUUUUUCAGUAGUACAUAGCCGUCCCUUCCUCCCAAGGCCUCCUACCGUACACUCCCAUCUCCCCACCCCCUACCACGAAGGGGGCGUUUCCUCCCUCUGCCCCUGUGCUGUGCCUUUUUAGCCAUACAGUGUCUGCCUGUGGAAAAAUGGUGUCGUGCAAUUUUGCCUGUUCGUCUGGCCACCAUCUCGGGGCCCCUCUGGGAGGGCUCCUUGCAUUCCCGUGCACCCUUCCAUCCAAACAACGACGACGGGCUCCCGUGUCUCUCUCUCUCUCCCUCCCUCCCUCCCCUCCCCCCCACACCGCCUUUGGUGCAACUCACCCCUUCCUCUGGGCUGGAAGGCCCUUGCACAGCACGGGUGGGGGAGGGCAAAAAGGGAGCCCAGGCCAGCUUGCUUUUCACAGUUCUGUAUUCUCAACUUAAGCUGGGCUUCGCCUCUUGUUCUCUGCUUCAGGCCAAGCGGGAACUAGUGGCCUUCAGUAGCCUCUAUGUGCUUUCACGUACAAUAACUGUCUCCGCUAGGAGCCGUUUAAAGCAAUGAAUCUAUUGUAUAAAAUAUUGUGUAAAGAGAGUCUUUUUACAUAAAUAUUCUAAUAAAUGAAUGUUUUAAUUUUUAA